CGAACCACUUCAUUCAGAAGCCACUAAUUGUAUUCAAAUUCCGACAACACUACUGUGCCGCGCUGACGCCUUCACGACUGUCUACUCAUGAUUUAUUAACGUUACAUGACGUUCUCUCAAAAUGAAGUACUCCGGUGCAUUCCUGGCAGUGGUGGGUGUCUGCACAGUUGUGAUAUGUGCAGUUUUACUCCUGGACAGAGAGACCAGGGAGCAAGGUGUAAACACUGUCUUCACGUCAUGGCAGUCCAACACUGAUGAACAUGCCAGACUUGUGGAGCAUGAAGACGAGACUGGAUCACAAGACCCACAACCGGACCGCUCCGGUGAUGACAACGGGAAGAAAGUCGACACAGGCGUCUGGCCCUACUUUGGAGCUGACUUGCCACCUGACAGGCCAAAGCUACAAACGUGUACUGAGCCGGUAAAACACCUUGUCUUCAUCAAGACUCACAAGACAGGCUCCACCACAGUCUGUGUCAUGCUGUACAGGUUCGGCGUCACCAACAACCUUAACAUCGUGCUUCCCAGCAUCCCCGUCAACGUAGGCUGGCCGUUUCCUCUUCGUACUGAAGACUACAUCCCCCCGAAGGAUGCCUCGAGGCACUUCGAUCUGCUUGUCGAUCACACAGUCUACCACAGGCGCAUCAUGGAAAACCUGAUGCCGGCUGACUCAGCUUACAUCGCGAUGCUCCGACACCCCUUACAUCACAUCAAGUCCGUCUUCAACUUUUAUAACAUCCCGAAGCAACUCAACAUGAAAGCCUUUAAAAACCCUCUGGAAGAAUUUCUCAAAAACCCCAUCAAAUACCAGAAGCCUAGACAGAAAGACUAUAAGCAUAAACCUUUCUCGUUUACGCGUAACUUCAUGGCAUUUGAUUUAGGGUUUCCGCCUGGGUUGGCCGAAGACAUGAACGCAGCACAAGCCUAUGUAGAACGGUUGGAUAGGGAAUUCGACUUGGUCAUCAUACUGGAGUACCUCGACGAGUCGCUAGUCCUCCUGAAACGCACCCUGUGUUGGACCAUCAAAGACAUUUUGUACAACGUCUUCAACGAAGCUCCCAUGUACAGAUACGAAAUGGAUCUGACACCAGAGAUGGACUCGAACUACAGAAAAUGGAGUAAGGUAGACUACCUACUGUACGAGCAUUUUAACACUUCUCUUCGAAAUCGUAUAUCGGAACUAGGGGGCGAUUUUCCUCAAGAAGUAGCACAUUUUGUUACAGUUAAGAAUCGGGUGAAGACUUUUUGUGAGGGCAAUGAUGAACAGAUGGUCAUCCCAGCAUCGAAGUGGGACAAGGAGUUUUCUGUAAACCGGAAGUUUUGUUUCAUGCUGAAGUCAACCAGAAUGUCAUACUAUAAAUACUUAGUGAAAGGUCAAGUCAGCAAAGAACUCUUAUCAAAGGCAUCUGGCAGAGGAGAAAAUAAGAAGACACAAAGAAAAAAGAAAGACGCACAACUUAUGUCUAAUCGAGCAACAAAACAAGGUUAAACAGAUAAAGAUCAUGAAAGAAUGUAUAUAGAAAAUAUUUUCAUAAUGGUUGCAAUCUUCUCUUUGUGUCAGAGUUUCUUAAAUAUUGGAGAUGUAUUCUUGAAAGCCGAGAAUUCUGACCAUGAUAUAGACGUAACGUAGAGUUGAAAAAAAGAUCAAUAAUGCUGAACAUGCGUUUUAUCUUAAGUCUGUCACAGUUUUUACAUUUAAGCCACUGAAGAUUUUAUGGGUGGCAUUGAUUUUCGCCUGAUUUCGGGGAAAAUGGUCAACGUGACGAGGAAAUACCCAAAAUUUGAAAACGUGUGUCAAAAUUUGAAGAAGUGACACAAUUGAGAUACAAUGCAGAAGUUUAUUUGCAAGUUCGUGCCCGAGGGCUAAUUGCAAGUACAUGGUAUAAAUAUAGUGACAAUGGACAAUCAUGAAAAACAUUCUACUCUAAUACUAGUGUUGGCUAUUUCUAAACAGGUUGGGUUUGACUUCAUAUAGCAUGGGUACCAUACGGGUAGCAGUUCGGUCCUAUGUUCGCAUUUGCUACCCAACAUUGCAACAAUGCCAAAAGCAUAGAUUUAUUGUCUGAAUAUGUUUAUUGAUAUAAAAGAUUCAGUUUUGUUCUGUUAAUGAUCUGAUAAUGUCUUAUCGUUGCGCAGAUUGUACAAUGCAUCUGGCUAUUCUGAGCCUCAGUUAAUGUCUUAAAAUCUGUUACAUUUCUAUUAUCAUUGCCUUCGCCAAGAAGGCUAAUGCAAACGGUUGAGUCAGGGCUUGUUGAGUCUGUAUGUACACAUGUCAACAGCAUAUGAUUCGAGAAGUUGUGAAUGGAUCUUGGUGAUACUUUGUAAGUGUGUAACAGUUGUGGAAAGGUAGUUCGAAAAUGGUUUACCUGGCGUUUUCCUGCGUUUCUGCAGCGGGUUUUGCAUUGUGUGUCUGCGAACAAUAUAACGUCAAAGACCCCCCUCUGUCUGAAUAGGGUUAACUUUUUUAUGCUAGUUCAACAGUUUAAAAAAUGAAGAGACAAUGAGCCAUUGAAACUUUGGGGGUUGCAUACAGUAUUCAAAACAACAACAUACUCGUAUUACUAAUCGUCAAGUGUACAUGUCUACUACACUAACAUGCCUACUAUAUUUACUCAAGUUACUUGAGUCAAGUAUUAUGUUUUUCCCUGGUAAUCUAUUGAUUUAUUGUAAUAAUUCAUUAAAACAAGGAUUUAAUUCA
Branchiostoma floridae (Florida lancelet) is the source of this 2698-nucleotide messenger RNA. RefSeq names its product galactose-3-O-sulfotransferase 2-like. Gene Ontology annotation, cellular component: membrane. Gene Ontology annotation, molecular function: galactosylceramide sulfotransferase activity. Gene Ontology annotation, biological process: glycolipid biosynthetic process. The coding region runs from base 122 to 1489 and encodes 455 amino acids. The record is from RefSeq and is a predicted model, not a curated record. NCBI's taxonomy places the organism in Eukaryota, Metazoa, Chordata, Leptocardii, Amphioxiformes, Branchiostomatidae. The transcript has 3 exons.